Helianthus annuus (common sunflower) is the source of this 1639-nucleotide messenger RNA. RefSeq names its product photosystem II stability/assembly factor HCF136, chloroplastic. Gene Ontology annotation, molecular function: protein binding. Bases 164 to 1387 code for a protein of 407 amino acids. Lineage: Eukaryota; Viridiplantae; Streptophyta; Magnoliopsida; Asterales; Asteraceae. The record is from RefSeq and is a predicted model, not a curated record. The transcript is spliced from 9 exons.
AAGCGAGCGCUCUACCAUCUGAGCUACAUCCCCUUCUGUUACAUUAUAUCAAACAGACGCAUUUCAACUUUCAUAAAUCUUCAAAGAUCGUUUCCUGGUUAUGGAUAAGAAGACGUGGAACAAUACGGAGAAACCGUGAGAGUGAAAGCUUCGAACAACGAAAAUGGUGACUGCUGCUAAGCUCUUACCUGAUUCCGUUACACCUUCAUCUCUCCUAAAUUCUCUAUUCAAUCAUCAUCCUCAUCCUCCUGCUACUUUUUCACAUUCUCGAAGCUUCCAACAGCCUCACCGGACCUUUAACACCAUCAGAGCUUCUGCACUCAACCGUCGGGACUUCAUUGCCGACACCGCCGCAGCCGCCGCCGCGCUUUCACUUACUGGAUUGGACAGUGGAACCUCUAUUGCUAAAGCUGAUGUGCUUUCUGAAUGGGAGAGAGUUUUGCUUCCGAUUGAUCCCGGUGUCGUACUCCUUGACAUCGCUUUUGUCCCCGAUGAUCCUUCUCACGGUUUUCUGUUGGGGACAAGACAAACUCUUUUAGAGACCAAAGACGGGGGCAACACGUGGGUUUCCCGCUCAAUAUCUUCAGCUGAAGAUGAAGAUUUUAACUACAGGUUUAAUGCCAUAAGUUUCAAGGGAAAAGAAGGAUGGAUUGUUGGAAAACCAGCAAUUCUGUUACAUACAGCAGACUCUGGAGACAGUUGGGAACGUAUACCAUUAAGUGCUGAACUCCCCGGAGACAUGGUGUAUAUAAAGGCAACGGGAGAAAAUAGUGCAGAGAUGGUAACUGACGAAGGUGCUAUAUAUGUUACAGCAAACAGAGGUUACAACUGGAAAGCGGCAGUACAAGAAACCGUUUCAGCUACUCUAAAUAGAACAGUUUCUAGUGGUAUUAGUGGUGCUAGUUACUACACAGGCACCUUCAAUACUGUGAACCGGUCACCUGAAGGAAAUUACGUUGCUGUUUCGAGUCGCGGUAACUUCUACCUGACUUGGGAACCGGGGCAGCCGUACUGGCAACCGCAUAAUAGGGCAGUUGCAAGAAGAAUCCAAAACAUGGGUUGGAGAGCAGAUGGUGGACUUUGGCUGCUUGUGCGUGGUGGUGGUCUUUAUCUCAGCAAAGGCACAGGGAUAACUGAGGAGUUCGAAGAAAUUCCAGUACAGAGUCGUGGUUUUGGUAUUCUUGACGUUGGUUACAGGUCAAAGGAAGAAGCUUGGGCAGCUGGAGGAAGUGGGGUCCUUCUGAAAACUACAAACAGCGGAAAGUCAUGGAGUCGUGAUAAAGCGGCUGAUAAUAUUGCUGCCAAUCUUUACUCGGUAAAGUUUAUCAACGACAGACAAGGAUUCGUGCUAGGAAAUGAUGGAGUCUUGCUAAAGUAUCUUGGAUAGUUUCAUGGUUCUGCAAAACUCGUAAUUUUGUAAACGCGAAAAAGUACCAUACAUAACAGGUACCACAGAGAAAAUAAGUUCACUUAAUAUUGAAUUUACGAUGUAUUUACUGAGCAACCCGACUCGUUGUGAUUGUUUGUGAACCCUUGUAAAUGAAUUCAAGAACGACACAACACAAUAAUUCUUCUUUUAUUGUAUGCAAGUCUUAUUUCGGUGUUGUUGAGUGGCCAAACUUUGGUUUUUGUUAAACUA